AUCUUUCUUUUUCUUCCAGAGAGCUGGGGGAUUAUGUAAUGGGUUAGUCUGUUGUGGUUGCCGACAGCGGUUGAGUUGGAUUGUCUCCACAGCAGCAGGGCCUUCUGAUUCUCGACCAUCCAGUCCCCGAUCAACUCAGCAAUUGCUGUGCAAGCCUACAUAAGCCAACCAGACUCAGGAAGACCGGCGCAUACAAUAGCCAAGCACGAAUCAGUAGGAGCCAACUCGAGCGACCGAGAAUCAAGAUCUCAAGAAACCCUCACCUUUGCCAGCGGAUGUCGGAGCAUUCUGGGAAGAUGGAUCCUCCAUCUGCCGGGCCAUCCCGGGAUCAGAAAGAGACAACUGGUCAUCUAUUCGUCGAGUCGCUUCAGGAUGAAGAGCCCGCCGACGGUUUCCAAUUUGACGACCGAUUGAAUCAUCCAAGCUCGCCUGAGCCGUCCGAACCCCAUGAAAGCCAGGAUCUCCCAAUUUAUGACGACCCAACCGGAUCCAUGUUUUCGGGCCCUGUUGCAGAAGUGACCCCGAGUAGUGUGACGGCUAUGCACUUGGAUAGUCGGUUUGACUCAAGGUCGUGUCGGAGCACUCGUAGUCGCAAGCAAGGGACUUCUAUCCGUGAAUCUCGUCCCUCAAGUCGAAGGAAGCCAUCUGUCGGAAGUCGAUCUGUACGGAGCCAUGCACCAAGCAAAUCUAAUCGAUCCCGCCGAGCACACGAUGAUCGCAAGAGUGAGGCAGGCGUUAGCGUGUCAUCUUCCCGUCGUCGACCCGAGUUGUCUAAAACCAGAACUCAAGAUUCAGCCCCAAUGACUCCCUCGGAAGAGCCAGAGUCCGGAUUUUUCAACAACUUAUCAGCAUUUCUCAAGGGGAAGGGUCGAUCACAUAGUAGAGACUCUCGCGCAAGUUCUAAUCGUGAAAACUAUCAUUACCACUCUGUCAACGACAAACGCAGACGCCAAUCUCUGAGUAGAUCCAUCCGAUCUGCCAAAAGCUCAGCCUGGCGUAGCCUCAAAUCAAAUCGAUCCAAAUCGAGGUCAGCUGCAACAAACACGUGUCAUGAAUCAGAUGAUGGCUGGCCUGACGAGACUGAUAGCCUUGAUUGCUCAUCUUCGGCUUCCUCAAACUCAACUUCAACAUCUAAUUCGGAUCCUUCAUCGUCGGAAUCUUCCCUACUCAAUAGAAGAACAGACGGCCCAAAUGAUCAUCGUAUCGAGGUUAUCCCGCUCACUUAUCCCCUUCCGGGCUCCAAAUCACAUGGUUGGCACCCCUCAGACAUCGAAAUGACCAAGGCACAACGUCUAUCAACCCAAUCGGUAUAUAUAAUCGAAGAUGACCUCCAGGUGCAGUUCCUCGGCUGGAAAUCUGUUGGUUGGAGAGUCGCUCUCUGGUGGAUAGGAUGCGCCAUGUCAGCUGGUAUACUAUGGCUGGUAGGACGUUGGAAAGUGGCUUGGAGAUUGAAGAUGGGAAUCCUCGAACCGUUCAAUCAAGCCUCCCAUGUUGUGGCCUACACCGAAUAUGGCCAGCCGGACAUAAUUGAUCUUCAAACCCUCACUUUCAAUCAGCCGAUCAAGCUAUCCACGCUUUGUCCUCCGAGUUUGCGCGUCCCCCCAUCCACCAAAGACGAGCCCUUGAUUCCUUCUAAUGAUGAUGGAGGCGCUCCACCUUCGUACCCCAAUCCAACUCCCCCAGCACCUGAGGUGGGCAUUAACAGGCCGCUAUCCGAGCUACUACUAACAGAGAUUCAUUAUAUCGACUUUCGCUACCAUCGCUUUUUGCUGCAUCCUAUCACUCAAGCAUUCAUGAGGGCUCGUGACUGGCAGGAUCCUGCAUGGUCGACAUCUGUAGCCAAUCUUGCUGCGGGAUUGGAUCAACAGGAAAGCCUUCACCGCACCCAACUUUUUGGCAAUAAUAUCAUAGAAGUCGUUGGUAAAAGUACAUCACAGCUUUUGAUGGACGAAGUUCUCCAUCCGUUUUAUAUCUUUCAGAUUGCAUCGAUUAUAUUAUGGUCAGUUGAUGACUAUUACUAUUAUGCAUUUUGCAUCGCGUUGAUUAGUGUGGUCAGCGUACUAUCCACUUUAAUGGAUAUGAAAAGGACACUGGCUCGCAUGCGUGAGCUGUCCAGAUUUACUUGUGAAAUCAAGGUACUACGUGGUACAAGUUGGCAAUCUGCCGAUUCAACCGAGCUAGUUCCUGGCGACGUCAUUGACGUAUCCGAGCCCAGCCUUCACACCUUUCCAGCCGAUUUCCUACUACUCUCAGGCGAUGCUAUCGUCAAUGAAUCAAUGCUGACCGGCGAAUCUGUGCCAGUAUCCAAGUUUGCACUGCCCAGCUCCAACUUGAACUUAAUGGCUUCACUGAAUGGCGACCCCUCUCCUGCACUUGCGAAGCACAUCUUAUUCUGUGGGACUAAUAUCAUUCGAAUUCGUAAGGCAAAUCAAUUGGCUAGGUCGAAAGGCUCGGUUCCUGAAAAUGCCGCCUUGGCUAUGGUCAUCAGGACUGGGUUCAGUACCACGAAAGGCGCUUUGGUCCGAUCGAUGCUGUUUCCCAAACCCAUGGACUUUGCCUUUUACCGGGACUCUUUUCGAUUCAUUGGUGCCUUGGCCCUCAUCGCUAGCUUUGGGUUCAUAGGAAGUUCGAUAAAUUUCUUGAGAAUGGGAAUCGACUGGGGUACGAUAAUGGUUCGGGCGCUUGACCUGAUCACCAUCGUCGUCCCACCCGCACUACCAGCCACUAUGUCGAUCGGCACUACAUUUGCUAUGUCUCGCUUACGCAAAAGAAACAUCUUUUGCAUAUCUCCUAAUCGUGUUAACAUUGGAGGGAAAAUCAAUUUGGUGUGCUUUGACAAGACGGGGACGUUGACCGAAGAAGGGCUUGAUAUCCUUGGCGUAAGGACAGUCGAUAGAUCGGACGGAAACUUUAGUGAACUUUACGACGAGAUCGAUAAUGUUCCUGUGAUUGGUUCUGAAGACCUCAAGACACCCUUGGUACACGCCCUUGCAGCAUGUCAUGGAUUGAAAGCGGUGAACGGACAGAUCAUAGGGGAUCCGUUGGAUUUGCGCAUGUUCGAAUUCACAGGCUGGUCAAUGGAAGAGGCUGGUGACAGUUUAGGUCCUAGUAAUCCACCAGAUCAAGAUCAAGCUUUGCUGUCUGCACAACCUCAUAAAACCCCCAAAAUGAUUGAGCGACAAGCCGCCUUAGUCCAAACAAUUGUACGACCUCCAGGCGGCUCCACAUUCGAGGUAGAGGACGCUUUAAAAUCUACUCGGUUUCUAGAAUUAGGAAUCAUUCGAACGUUUGAUUUUGCAUCCGAGUUGAGGAGGAUGAGUGUACUAGUCAAGAAACUCAAAUCUUCGACAAUCGAGGCCUACGUCAAAGGCGCCCCUGAAGCGAUGGUCGAAAUAUGCAUGAAAGAGACGCUUCCGGCAGAUUACGAGGAGUUUUUGAAUUAUUACACUCGGCAUGGUUACCGGGUGAUUGCUGUGGCAGCUAAAUCUUUCCCGAAACUCUCGUGGAUCAAAGCCCAGCGCCUGACAAGAUCGCAGGUUGAAUCUGAACUUCGAUUCAUCGGAUUCGUUAUAUUUGAAAACAAAUUAAAACUAGGGACUGAGCCUGCAAUUCAAAUAUUAAAGAGUGCACACAUUGGUGUACGGAUGUGUACUGGGGAUAACAUCCGCACUGCUAUCAGUGUCGGUCGAGAUUGUGGUUCAUCAAGUCUUGCGGAUUCAACCAUCGCAUGGUUUGACAUCGACAAUGAAUCCGCUCUCCUCGACUCUUACUCCCUCAUGCCUCUUCCGAACGAAAGCGAUGAAGGUGAUGCGGGGUCCAUGGUUUCUAGUGCCACGACUGUCAGGUCCGAGGAUUACGUGCUUGCUGUCAGCGGGGACGUUUUUCGUUGGAUCAUGGACUAUGGUUCCCUCGAAACCAUUGAACGAAUGCUUUACAAAGGUGUCAUAUUUGCCCGUAUGUCGCCGGACGAAAAGCACGAAUUGGUGGAACAGCUACAAGGCUUAGACUAUACCGUUGGAUUUUGCGGGGAUGGGGCGAAUGAUUGCGGUGCUUUGAAAGCUGCAGAUGUUGGUCUAUCGUUGUCGGAAGCCGAAGCCUCGGUGGCUGCUCCAUUUACCAGCCGACAGCCUGAGAUUACCUGCUUUAUUGAACUCAUAAGAGAGGGUCGAUGCGCGCUGGUCACCAGUUUCUCAUGCUUUAAAUACAUGGCCCUUUACAGCCUCAUCCAGUUCACAACAAUCACUCUACUGUACAGUCUACCUUCAUCACUGGGGGACUUUCAGUUUCUCUACAUCGAUUUAUUCAUAAUCAUCCCGGUUGCCAUUACAAUGGGAAGAACGCACCCGUAUGGCAGAAUAGCAGCCAAACGACCCACCGCCAACCUAGUAUCCAAGAGAGUGCUCACUUCGCUUACUGGACAAGUUCUUAUCAACUCUGUUAUUCAGUUGCUGGUCUUCAUGCGAGUCGCUUCCCAGCACGAACCAAUCCAAGUUCCGGCCAACGGCGAAAAAUUACCAACUACCAAUCAGGAAAAUUCAGCGCUCUUCCUGGUCUCGAUCUUCCAAUACAUCUUGGUCGCAGCCACUUUUUCAGUCGGACCUCCGUACCGAAAGCCAAUCUUCUCCAACUACCUGCUUGUGUUGUGUCUAUUGAUUCUUGGCGGGUUUUCGCUCAACCUGCUCUUCAUCGACUCAGGUUUUCUUUUCAACUUACUCGAACUGGUAUCGUUGGACUAUGCGCUCCGAUUAGAGUUGCUUCUCUGGAUCACGUUUAACAUCUUUUCCAGCUGGGUCUUUGAGAAUUAUGCUACUCAGCCCAUCGCUCUGUGGGUCGGUGGCCAAUCCAAGUUGUUACGCAAGAGGUGGAAUAUGUUGUUCGGUCUCGAUGGCUCCUCCAAACGAGAUCGUAAACGAUACAAAAUUAUUGCCGAUAGCAUGGAUACGCCGUAA
This is a messenger RNA of Puccinia graminis f. sp. tritici CRL 75-36-700-3, 4949 nucleotides long. RefSeq lists its product as uncharacterized. The record is from RefSeq and is a predicted model, not a curated record. Lineage: Eukaryota; Fungi; Basidiomycota; Pucciniomycetes; Pucciniales; Pucciniaceae. The coding region runs from base 276 to 4949 and encodes 1557 amino acids. Gene Ontology annotation, biological process: intracellular calcium ion homeostasis. The transcript is spliced from 13 exons. Gene Ontology annotation, cellular component: membrane. Gene Ontology annotation, molecular function: ATP hydrolysis activity; ATPase-coupled monoatomic cation transmembrane transporter activity; P-type ion transporter activity.